AUGGGAUCGUCCUUCUCGAGCCUAAACAACGAUACUAACGGUUCGGCAAUCGGACCUAGCCUCGGCGACAUACCGGAGAGCUGCGUCGCCUGCGUGAUUCUUCACCUGACGCCGCCGGAGAUUUGCAAUCUCGCUCGCCUCAAUCGAGCAUUCCGUGGCGCGGCCUCGUCGGAUUCUGUGUGGGAGAAGAAGCUGCCGCUUAAUUACCGGGAUCUGCUUCAUCUAUUGCCGCCGGAGAGGUAUCAGAGUCUCUCGAAGAAGGAUAUAUUCGCCUUGCUCUCUCGUCCCGUCUCUUUCGACGAUGGUAAUAAGGAAGUGUGGAUCGAUAGAAUGACAGGAUUGGUUUGUAUGGCGAUUUCGGCAAGAGGAAUGGCUAUAACUGGAAUCGAAGAUCGCAGAUACUGGAAUUGGAUUGCUACAGAAGAAUCAAGGUUCCAUGUUGUAGCUUACUUACAGCAGAUUUGGUGGUUUGAAGUAGAUGGGGUGGUGAGAUUCAAUCUUCCACCUGGUAAAUACUGUCUAUCAUUCAGAAUACACCUCGGGAGAUUCUCGAAAAGGUUGGGAAGACGGGUUUGCCAUUUCGAGCACACGCAUGGUUGGGAGCUAAAGCCGGUUAGGUUUUCACUCUCAACUUCAGACGGGCAAGAGGCGUCAUGUGAAUAUUACUUGGCUGAUAAAGAAGGAGAGCAAACGAGUGGGGAACACAAAGGAGGAGGAGGAGGAUUGUGGAGAGACUAUAAGGUUGGAGAGUUUGUUGUUGGUUGCUCGGAACCAUCAACGGAAGUCCGGUGGUCGAUGAAGCAGAUCGACUGCACACAUUCAAAAGGCGGGAUCUGUGUGGAUUCUGUCUUCAUCAUCCCAAUGGAUGUGAAGCAACGCAAGAAAAGGAAAGCUGCUGUGAAAUGA
Messenger RNA from Microthlaspi erraticum, 906 nucleotides. The record is from the annotation of a GenBank genome assembly. Lineage: Eukaryota; Viridiplantae; Streptophyta; Magnoliopsida; Brassicales; Brassicaceae.